Molecule: messenger RNA, 4325 nt
Organism: Nycticebus coucang (slow loris)
Lineage: Eukaryota; Metazoa; Chordata; Mammalia; Primates; Lorisidae
Gene: CD5
Product: CD5 molecule
Exons: 11
Coding region: 71-1555 (494 amino acids)
Biological process (GO): T cell costimulation
Cellular component (GO): plasma membrane
Source: RefSeq, a predicted model, not a curated record
AAGGCACUGGGCCAGACGCCCUCACCCACGGGAGCGAGCUCGCUGGGCGAGACAGGAGGAGGCCGUGCCCAUGGGGUCUCAGCAACCGUGGCUGGCUGCCUUGUACCUGCUGGGGGUGCUGGUCUCCGUCACUUCCUGCUCCCCGUGGCCCCACUGGGACAACUCAAGUUUCCAGGUGAAGCUAACAGGUUCCAACUCACGGUGCCAGGGCCUGCUGGAAGUCCACUUGUGGAAGACAUGGAGGACAGUUUGCAGCCAGAGCUGGGGCCGGAGCCCAGACCAGCAUGAGGACCCCAGUCAGGCCUCGAGAGUCUGCCAGAAUCUGCGCUGCGGGGCGGCCUUCAAUCUGGCCCCCUCUGCUCACUUCAACAAACCCAAGAACCAAGUCAUCUGCCGUGGACCCCUGGGAUCCUUCUCCAACUGCAGCUUUGGGGCAAACCAGUGCCACCCUCUGAGCCUCAUCUGUUUAGAGCCCCAGACGACCCCCACAACCCCCACGCCCACAACCACGCCAGAGCCCACAGCCCCUCCCAGGCUGCAGCUGGUGGCAGGGCCCUGGGGCCUGCACUGUGCCGGUGUGGUGGAGUUCUACAGCGGCAGCCUGGGGGGCACCAUCAGCUAUGAUGACCAGGAGAGCAUCUGGAGCCUGGGGAACCUCAUGUGCCUAGCUCUCCGGUGUGGCUCCUUCUUGAAGCAUCUGCCACUACCAGAGGCCGAGGCAACCAGGGCACCAGACCCAGGAAAGCUCUGGGAACACAGGCCCUUGCCAAUUCAGUGGAAGAUCCAGAACUCCAGCUGCGCUUCCCUGGAACAGUGCUUCAGGAAAAUCCGGCCCCAGGAGAGAGGCCAAGUUCUUGCCAUCGUCUGCUCGGGUUUCCAGCCCAAGGUGCAGAGCCGCCUGGUAGGGGGCAGUGGCGUGUGUGAAGGCACUGUGCAGGUGCGCCGGGGCACGCAGUGGGCACCCCUGUGUGACAGCUCUCCACCCAAGGGCACAGCACGGUGGGAGGAGGUGUGCCAGGAGCAGCAGUGUGGCAGCGUCAAUUCCUAUCACAUGCUGGACGUCGGUGAGAAGACCUCCCAGGGGUUCUCCUGUUCCCAGGAGAAGUUGUCCCAGUGCCACGAGCUCUGGGAGAAAAAAGCCCACUGCAAGAGGGUGUUUGUCACAUGCCAGGAUCCAAACCCAGCGGGCGUGGCAGCGGGCACUGUGGCAAGCAUCGUCCUGGCCCUGCUGCUCCUGGCAGUGUUGCUGGUUGUGUUCGGCCCCCUGGCGUACAAGAAGCUGGUGAAGAAAUUCCGCCAGAAGAAGCAACGCCAGUGGAUCGGCCCCACAGGAAUGAACCAGAAUAUGUCUUUCCAUCGCAACCACACGGCCACUGUCCGGUCCCAGGUUGAGAACUCUACGGCCUCCCAUGUGGACAAUGAAUACAGCCAGCCUCCCAGGAGCUCUUAUGCGUCCGCUUAUCCAGCUCUAGAAGGGGCCCUACAUCGCUCCUCGACCCAGCCUGACAACUCCUCCGACAGUGACUACGAUCUGCACGGGGCUCAGAGGCUAUAAGAGAACUGGGAGCCGGGAACAAAACACCAAGAGCCAGACAGAUUUGUCCUGAGAAAACUCUGCAGUCACUACUUGGAAAUGUCAUCCUGAUUUCUACUCCCAGACAGAAUGUGGGCAGAGGCCAGGGUGCCUUUCACACACGGGCUGCUGCCCUUCGGGGGCAGGAGGGCUCUCACACCCACCACUGAACGGACAGCUCAGACAGAUAUUCCAAGUGACAAAGCUGGGGAGAGCAGAAACAGGCAGCCCUUCCAAGUAGAGACUCAGGGGGUCCCUUUCCUAACCCAGGCAGCAGCCCCCUUCCCCUGUCUGAGGGGAAUAGCACACCAGCAGAAUCCAGCUUUCUUCUCCGACUUGCAUCCUGAUAAGGAAUGACAAGGAAGCUCACACCUGGGCUAGUGCAUUUUUUAAUAUGUUCUUUGUAAAUAAUGCUUUUUGUACUUCCUGAGAGCACUUUGGCGUCUUCUGCCCACAGUCUACUCCUGUGUAUCAGAAAAACCUCCGGAGAAGCUCUGCAGCCAUCAAGGUCAGAGGCUGCACACAUGUGCACAGACAGCUUAGUACAUUGACAGCAUCUUCCAGCCAGGGUGUGUGUGGGCUGUGUAGCGCCCUAGUGCCCCACCCACUGCACCCCUCACUUGAAGGCAUCUUCCACUGGCUGUCAAGGUCUCAAAGCACAGGUGCCACACCAAGGCCAUGCACAAAGGGGACAUCUAGUAAAUCCUGACCAGUUUGGUUUGUUGUUUCACUUGGGAGUCCCAACUUAAAGGUAGUUAUAGCCAAUCACACCCAACCUUCUAACCCAGAGUCAGAGAACUCUGUCAUUUCAGAGAAAUGUCAUUUCAAUGUACACUCUUGGCAAACAAUUUAGGAACUGCCUCUUCUUCUUUUCCUUUAAAAAUUGAAUCUAUACUCCUGGGUUUAGUCUUUAAGCUUGGCCCAAACUCUAUACUUGUUUUUCCUUAGCUGCUUUUAAGGUGGACACUAGGACCCUAGGGAGCAGCACAGAGGGAGAGGCAGUGCCAGGGACCAGUAAGGCUGAAGGAGCUUAGUGACUCUGCCCUUCUCUGCAUGACCUGGCCCUGUAUCUACUGGGGACACAGAUGUCAAUGGGCCAAGCCAACAAAGCUAAUUCUGGAAGAGUAAAGGGGGGGUCACCAGACAGGUGCAGGGGGAGGAGGACUCCAGAAGACCACCAGCAUGCAGAAGAGUCUGGUAAGCGCUCUGCCCCCAAUAUCUCCAACCAGCCCUUCCGUUCUAAAAGCCCAGGUGGUCACAGAUUGUCCCCUCCGGGCUGUGACGCAUUUGCCUUCCCCUACUUGGUGGAAGAAACAGAGAGAAAAGGCUGCUUUGAGACAGGGCAAAGGAGUGAGGCACCUGACGCCUCCUGUCAGUGCCUUUCUGAUGAAAGCUCUUUAAUCUAUAGCUCAGCCACCGUACAGCAGCCUUGAAGCAACCAUGGCCUACUUAAAAACCAACUAAAAAAGGAAGCUUAGUUCAGGAGAAAAGAGUCUUAAGAAAAUUAUCUUUCAAGAGGUAGCAGACUUGGGUGAUGCUUUUCAAUAAGAUCUCUUGGGUUACACAACCAAGUAGGAGCCACUCCAGUCCUCAAGGUGCCUUGGUCAAGUUCCUACCUGGGCUGGUAGACCAGCCCCUGUAUCACCCACCACACCACCCACAGUGUAGAAGGUGCCCUGCUGUGAUUCCUGCACCCUGGCCUCCUGCAAAGAAGAGCAGAGCCCCCUCCCACCCAUUCAGUGAGCAACCCACUGAGGCAGCUCAGGACAGUCCUUUCUUAGUCCCUCAGUUCUCCCAAUACCACUCUGGCACCAACCCAAAGCAAGUGACUUAACUAUGCACCCAAAGUGAGCUUUGCAGCUUGUUCCUACAAAGCCAAGUUGCUUUCAGCUCUCCCUGGUGUCCUGUGUCCUGAGUCCUGGAUAUUUGCAAGGCAAGGCCAGGGCAAAGUAAAAGAGCCUCUUGCUGCAGAGCUGGCUGCAGGAGGACAGUCUGGAGCCUGGUGAUUCUCAGCUGUGUCCUGGGGACAGACUUCUGGGCCACAGCGGCAGGGCACUUGGGGCCAAGUCCCACGUCUGCCCCCAUGCUGUGCACCCUGGUCACUGAACCACCUGCCCUAUGGUUCCCCCACCUUUUUAAACUGAGAAUAAAAGGUAUUGAGAGGACUGAAGGAGAUAAUGACACACCACGUGAGUAUUCAGUACUAAUGGUUCUGGGCAUCGUGUGUGCGUGGCUGCCCUUGUCACUGUGCAGAGAAGGAAAGGUAGAGGGUCUGUUAGAAUCCUGGUCUCCCAACUUCCUCAAAGCCUCCCUCAUUACUGAACAUGCCACGUAGACACUUCACCUUUCCUGCUGAAGCUGCAGAUGCCCUCCUAGGCCUCAGGGGAACCAGCUCAGCAGCAGAGCUCUCUGGCGACACUGGGAGGGAUGCAAGCUGGGCCAGCACGGAAGACAUGCUGGUGCCACAGCCAGUGUCUGGCCCGCAGCCCCUUUGACCACGCCAUGCAAUGCCAGGUUAGAAGAUGAAUGUCCUGCCAGCCUGCGCGUGGCAGGAAUACAGGCACCUCCCAUGCCAGGCUAAGGACCGGACGCCCCCUGGUGGCACCCGUGGCCUUGCAUGCCACAGCUCUGGGUCCAGGACACAGCAGCCAUGAAAAUGGCUAGGGAGGAAAACACAAGAACAGGAGAAGAACAGGGAAUUCUAAGAGCCAGGCCCUGGGGCAGAGGAGCAGGUGAGAAACGACACCCAGAC